This is a messenger RNA of Naegleria lovaniensis, 564 nucleotides long. RefSeq lists its product as uncharacterized. Bases 1 to 564 code for a protein of 187 amino acids. The record is from RefSeq and is a predicted model, not a curated record. The transcript is spliced from 2 exons. Lineage: Eukaryota; Heterolobosea; Eutetramitea; Acrasida; Naegleriidae.
AUGACUUCUAUUGAUUUUUUCACCUAUUUGAUCGGAAAGUGGAAGAGAAAUUUGGAAUGGAGAGAAUUUGGUGGAAUUUAUCAACAUUUAUCAACAAGUAACACAUUCCUUCAAUUUGAAGAAAACACCAAAUACGAAUCGACUUACAUUUCCGAAUCUUCUGCUGCUUCAUCAAACACACAAACACCAAACAAUCGUUACGUUCGUUUUUCUUUUGGAAAUUCACCUCAAGACAUGAAAUUUGCGUAUGAAAUGAUUUUUCAACCAUUGUCAAGCUCUUCUUCCUCCACCACAACGAAUUUACAACCAAAUCAUAGACUUUCACAAUCUCAACAAGCUCAACAAGAAAUUCAACAUUUUCAAUGGAAAUAUCUUGGAAAUAUUUGUAAAGGUGAAUUUUAUCCGUUAAAUCAAGUUGCCAUUUUAAAAGUGAUCAUGCCCACGUCGUUUAUUACGACCACCUAUCGAAUUUUGGAUGAAAGUACCAUGGCUGUCGUUAUUGUGGAGGUGGAUGAGAAACAGCAACCAACCAUUCAAUAUGGAAAUAUGUAUCGAUUAAAUUAA